AUGGCCACGCUGGAGGGCUGCCGCUGUCGCGGUGCCAGCGGCCGAAACAACAACAGCAUCCUCUACAGCAUUUUGAAGAGUGACAGCCUUGUGAGCGCCGAGGAGCAGCAACAUCCCCAACAACAGCAACAACCCCAACAGCAGCAGCAGCAGCAAACACUCCAACACUUGUUCCACAAGACCUCCGCCGCCGCCGCCGCCGCCCCGGCCGCGCUGCAGGAGCUCCGGCAGCAGGCUUGCUCCUGCGGCUCGACGCGGCGCCGAGGCGUCCUCCGCUCCCCGCAGGUGACGUGCAAAGCCGCCUCGGCGGUCCUGGUGAAGACGCUGCGGUUCGUGAAGAACGUCCCGUGCUUUCGCGAGCUGCCGGAGGACGACCAGCUGAUGCUGAUCCGGAGCGGCUGGGCGCCCCUGCUCGUGCUGGGGCUCGCGCAGGACCGCGUGGACUUUGAGACCACGGAGACCGUGGAGCCCAGCAUGCUGCAGCGCAUCCUCACGGGUGUACCGGACAGGCAGAGCGAGGCGCCGGCCGGCCAGAGCCGGGGGGCGGUCGGGGUGUCUGUCGUGGAUAUCGAAGCCAUCAAAGCCUUCCUGAAGAAGUGCUGGAGUGUAGACAUCAGCACGAAGGAGUACGCGUACCUGAAGGGAGCUGUGCUGUUCAACCCAGAUGUGGAGGGUUUGCGCUGUCUCCACUACAUCCAGUCUCUGCGUCGGGAGGCGCACCAGGCUCUGAACGAGCACGUCAAGCUGAUCCACCGCGAGGACACGACGCGGUUCGCCAAGCUGCUCAUAGCUCUGUCCAUGCUGAGGGCCAUCAGCCCGCUGGUGGUCGCGCAACUCUUCUUCAGACCCGUUAUAGGGACCGUCAACAUCGAGGAGGUGCUCAUGGAGAUGUUCUACGGGAAGUAGGCCUGAGGUGAAUUCAGCAGAUUGGUCGGCUGGAUGGACUGAAAUGCUCCAAACUCUUAUUGGGUGGGAGGUGAGGACAGAGCAGGAGGAUAUUGGGGAUUGAUUUUACAACUACUGUAUGUUGGAGAUCUGCAAGGACUGUGAAAUGAUCAACACAGGCAAAGAGAGUGUGUGUGUGUGCG
Molecule: messenger RNA, 1088 nt
Organism: Chelmon rostratus (copperband butterflyfish)
Lineage: Eukaryota; Metazoa; Chordata; Actinopteri; Chaetodontiformes; Chaetodontidae
Product: nuclear receptor subfamily 0 group B member 1-like
Exons: 2
Coding region: 1-906 (301 amino acids)
Biological process (GO): negative regulation of transcription by RNA polymerase II
Cellular component (GO): cytoplasm; nucleus
Molecular function (GO): transcription corepressor activity; transcription factor binding
Source: RefSeq, a predicted model, not a curated record